Messenger RNA from Orycteropus afer afer, 1589 nucleotides. RefSeq names its product ring finger protein 115 (gene RNF115). Lineage: Eukaryota; Metazoa; Chordata; Mammalia; Tubulidentata; Orycteropodidae. Gene Ontology annotation, molecular function: ubiquitin protein ligase activity. The record is from RefSeq and is a predicted model, not a curated record. Gene Ontology annotation, cellular component: nucleoplasm; cytoplasm. Gene Ontology annotation, biological process: positive regulation of DNA-templated transcription; protein ubiquitination; ubiquitin-dependent protein catabolic process.
UUUGGUGCUGGGAGGCGGGCCGCGGGGUCGCGGUCCGCGCCGCCGCUGUCUUGCUGGGCCCAGAAGACUCACGUGACCGACGCGGGUUCUGGAGCCGCCGGCUGCUCUAAGGAGGCAUCGGUGGUGGAGGAGGAGACCGCAGCUCGCGAGGUAGCGGCCUGGCGAGGGACAGGCCGGCUGCCCUGGCCGACAGCCACGGCGGAGAAGAAAAAUGGCGGAGGCCUCGGCGGCCGGGGCGGGUUCGGGCGCUGCUGUAGCCGCGCACCGAUUCUUCUGCCACUUUUGCAAGGGCGAGGUUAGCCCCAAACUACCGGAAUAUAUUUGUCCCAGAUGUGAAUCAGGCUUUAUUGAAGAAGUGACAGAUGAUUCCAGUUUUUUAGGUGGUGGUGGAAGCCGGAUAGAUAAUAGCACAUCAACACAUUUUGCAGAGUUCUGGGACCAUUUGGACCACACAAUGUUUUUCCAAGAUUUUAGACCAUUUCUCAGUAGCAAUCCACUGGACCAAGAUAAUCGAGCCAAUGAAAGGGGUCAUCAUACUCACACUGACUUCUGGGGACCUAGUCGUCCUCCACGACUGCCAAUGACUCGGAGAUACAGGUCCCGAGGAAGUACUCGUCCUGAAAGAUCCCCAGCUAUUGAAGGAAUAAUACAACAGCUCUUUGCAGGAUUCUUUGCAAAUUCUGCAAUUCCUAGAUCCCCACACCCUUUGUCCUGGUAUGGGAUGCUGCAUUCCAACCCUGAGGACUAUGCCUGGGGUCAGACAGAGCUUGAUGCAAUUGUAACCCAGCUUUUAGGACAGCUGGAAAACACAGGCCCUCCCCCAGCUGAUAAGGAAAAAAUCACAUCUCUUCCAACAGUGACAGUAACUCAGGAACAAGUUGAUAUGGGUUUAGAGUGUCCAGUAUGCAAAGAAGAUUAUACGGUGGAAGAGGAGGUCCGGCAGUUACCCUGCAACCACUUCUUUCAUAGCAGUUGUAUUGUGCCGUGGUUAGAACUGCAUGACACGUGUCCUGUGUGUAGGAAGAGCUUAAAUGGUGAGGACUCUACUCGGCAAACCCAGAGCUCUGAGGCCUCUGCAAGCAACAGAUUUAGCAGUGACAGCCAGCUACAUGACCGGUGGACUUUCUGAAGCUAAAACCACACCUGAGCCAGGGUUUGUGGUAGUCUUAAUACCACAGCUGUAAAUUGUAUCCAAACAAAAAAUAAUAGAUGGAUUUAGGAAUCUCUUAAGAAACUCCAACCCAUAAUACUAAUGCAAUCAAUGAGUGUUUUUCCUCUCCAGAUUUAAAGUUAGUAUCUACAGAUGGAAUUGUAUCUACAACCAAAUGCCUCUUAUUCCUGAAUUCAGAGUGAUAGUUUUGUAAGUGUGAAACUUAAUUAUGUGGGUUCUUCCCCCCCCCCCCAAAAAAAAAAUAGAAUCAGUUCCUUAAAGUCUAGUUAGGGUCCUGCUGUCUGUCUUGCUGCCUUGUAAUGGAGGUUUCAGCCUCCUCCUCUAAUCUCCAACUUACCAUUAGUAUAUUUUACAAUAACUACAGUGGAAUCAGAACCCUGAAGUCCUGCUGACAUAAAGUUCUUUUGUCUUGAUUGUA